AUGGGCAAGCUCUGGCAUUGUCCGGCAAUUCCCGAUUCCCCAUUCACCCCCGGCAGGUUUAAACUGGCACCCAAAGCCAAUGGGACUCACGAAGGAGGACACCCGAUGAAUUCACUGGGGCGCGUCGCCAUCGUCACCGGUGCAGGCUCAGGCGUGGGCCGGGCGUCAGCAUUGGCACUCCUGCGCGACGGCUACUCGGUCGCGCUGGCCGGUCGCCGUAUCGAAACCCUGGAGGCCUCCUUGGCUGAGGCCGAAGAGCACCGCGAGCGCGCUAUCGCCGUCACCACCGACGUCGGCAGCCCCGAGUCCGUGGCUGGGCUUUUCGCCCGCACCCGCGAGUCCUUCGGCGGACGCCUCGACGUGCUGUUCAACAACGCUGGCAGCUCCUCCCCGCCAGUCAACAUGGAGGACCUGACCUUCGAUCAGUGGAUGACCGUCGUCAACGCCAACCUGACCGGCACCUUCCUCUGCACCCAGGAAGCCAUCAGGAUAAUGAAAGACCAGGAUCCAAUGGGCGGGCGCAUCAUCAACAACGGCUCCAUCUCCGCCUACGCCACCUCGCUGGACGGGCGCAAGUACAACAUCGCCUGCAGCCAGAUCGACAUCGGCAACGCCGCAACCGAUAUGACCGCUCCCAUGGAGCGAGGGAUAAUCCAGCCCAACGGCGAUGUCAUUCCCGAGGCCCGCUUCGAUGUCGCCCAUGUCGCUGAGCAGGUGGUCUACAUUGCCAAUCUGCCCCUCGACACCAACGUGCAGUUCAUGACCAUCAUGGCGACCAAAAUGCCGUUCAUCGGCAGGGGGUGA
Molecule: messenger RNA, 804 nt
Organism: Geodia barretti
Lineage: Eukaryota; Metazoa; Porifera; Demospongiae; Tetractinellida; Geodiidae
Source: the annotation of a GenBank genome assembly